UUGAGGAGAGCACGGACACCUCCCUAUGGUGACUAACAGUUUAGCUGUCCGUUAGAUUCAGUCUGAUUUAAGUAAAGAAACGAUUCGGUAAUUCAAUCUGCGUACAAACUUUACCGGGAGAUAAACACGUCCGUCUGUGAGGCGGAUAUGUGACUGUCGGUCACCGCCCCCCCCGCCGCGCCACGCGGGGUUUGCUCCCAGUUUCCUCUUUAACAAACGGGAAGUUAUUUUUUUUCUGCGCGGAGUCAUAUGAUGUGACUGUAAGGAAGGAGGAACUGUGCUGCUGUGACACACGCAGACAUACAGGGACAGGACCUGCUGCGUAUCUCCCUCAGAAACAACACAAAGUGUCAGACUGCACAAAGAGGAAGGUUCGUGUGUCCGCCGGAGGAAAGUUAACCGCACCGAGCUGUGAUGUCAUCACCGUGUGAACCGAAACUCCGCCACACUCACAGCUUCUCCUGGCGUGACAGCAGACACUCAGCCGCACUGGAGCUACUGUAAUAUGAUGUAACACAGCUCGUAUUAAGUCACGAUCACACUGGUGUUACUGUAACUGUGACCGUACCGUGACCAUGCUGCAGCGGUGUGGCUGCUCCCCAGCCUCGGCUCUGACGGCUCUGACUGAGUGACCUCGAUGCUCGCCGUCAGCUGGCCUCAGUAUUUGACAGACCAUGGUGAACCAGGAGGAGCUGGAGGAGAGGCUGAAGAAACUGCUGGUGAGGCUGAAGAUCCCGCAGGAGGACCGACAGCUGUGCACCCUGAUCCAGAUCAUCCAGGACCUGCUGUUCCUGGCGCACACCGACACUGCAGCUGAACUGUUUGAAGGCAAAGAUGUCCACGCCCCCCUCAUGACGGUGCUGUCGUCCCAUAUCAGCAGCAAAGGAGUCCAGCAGGUCGGUUGGUCAUUGUUGUGUCGGCUGAUUGAAAUAUGCCCCGAUACGCUGGAAGAGUUGACCAGACCUCUGAAGGCAGCCAAGGACUGGGAGGUACUGGGAGUGCACCAGCAGAUCCUGAAGGUUCUCUCUCAGUACAGCGCAGACUGCAGAGUCACCAUGGUUGGACUCAGAGCUCUGGCUCUUCUGCUCAGAUCAGACAUGCUUCCUCUGCUGGUGCUGGAGGAAGAGGAGGAUGUGUUCAGCCUGGUGGUGCAGGCGAUGAAGACGUUUCCUACCAGUGAAGAAGUUCAGCUCCAAGGCUGCGGAGCUCUGCAGCUCCUCCUGGAGAGAGUGAGUGAAGACCACCUGGUGGAGUUUGUGGAGAACCAGGAUCAUGUUGUGGUUCUGGCAGCUCUGCAGAGGUUCCCUGACAGCCCUGAGCUGCUGCUGCAGGCCAUGAAGGUGCUGCUCCCUCUGGCUCAGCCUGUCAGUAACGUGGAGAUGCUGAUGUCAGGAGGUGCUCGCUGCUAUAGCCUGAUCAUCGCCGCCAUGGACGCCUUCCCCGAGGUGGAGGAUCUGCAGGAGACGGCGUGCUGCCUCUUCAAGAGGUUUACAUCAGAGAGCUACUACAACAUCCUGGUACUGAACGGCGUCCAGAGGGUCGCAGUGAGAGCCUGUCAGACUUUCCCCGACAACGCCAUGCUGCAAGCCGCCGCUCUCUCCUGCCUGGCAGACCUCACCGCCACCAUCGUGCAGAACAAAGCGGUGGCCGAGCAGGGCCUGGAGGAAGGAGAGGAGGAGGAGAACAGGGGGAGGGAGGAGGUGGAGGACAUGGGCCUGGGCUGGAUGGAGGCCUGCUGUACGGCCCUGGAGCUCCACGCUGAGGAGCCGGAUGUUCAGGAAGCUGCAAGCUGGGCCAUCCAUAACCUGUUACUGCACGGAGCUGGACUCAACCCUUCAGAGGAGGAGCAGGAUGAGAGGACUCCUGUUCACAGACAGUUAAUGGCGGCCAUGCUGCUCCACUCCGCCUCUCCCAGUGUGUUUCAAGCUGCUACCAGUGCCAUUGCCACACUCCUCACACACAACAGUAAAAUGCGUUCUCUGCUGCUGUCCAGCGGCCUCCACGUCAACCUAGUGGAGAUGAUGAAGAGACAUUCGACGUCAGCUGAGGUUUCCAUCAGCGCCUGCAAACUGCUCAAACUGCUCUUUCAGGGAAGGACAGCCAGUCUGGAUGAGUUGAACAUGGCCAUGAGUCAAAUCCUCAGCACCAUGAAGAUUCACAACUUCCAGCCAGAGGUUCAGCUGGAGGCUCUGCAGGCCAGUCUGGUCUUCCUCUGCCCAGACAGGAGUUUAAGGGAGCACGGCGUCUCGGUCGCAGAUCCUGACAUGGCCGACGUGUCGCUGAAGGUCCUGAAAAAUCAGUGUGUGGUGGAAGGAGCUCACACACUCUACCUGGAAGUUCUCAACAGGUUCAUCAGCAGCUCGUCCAUCCAGCAGUGUGGUCUGAAGGUGCUGUCCGCUCUGGCUGACUGCUCCGGUGCGGUGGACCUGCUCUGCCAACAGGGGGCGAUAGACACAGUGCUGCAUACACUACAGAUGUUCCCUCAGGAACGAGAGAUACACUACUGGGGUCUGACCCUGCUCAACUACCUCGUAUCUAAGAAGAAGCUGUCGAGGAUGAUCGUACCUGUUCUGGCCUCCGUUGUUGUCGCCUCUCUCAUCCAGUACAGAGAGGACAGAGAGAUGCUCCUGAAGUGUGUUCAGGUGGCGUUGAGGAUGCUGGACGCCUGUUCAGGAGCAGCUGCUGAGCUGCAGAGAGAAGACUUUGACAGGCAGAUCUUCCAACACCUCAGAGAGGAGACCGCUGACAACCCCCUGCGUAAGUCGCUGUGUCUGGCUCUGUCUAAGAUGCGGUGCGACCCACAGCUUAACUACAGCAUGCUGGAAAAGGCCUGCGAGGACGGAGACACGAUAUUGGCCGAGUGUCUGAUCGAGCUCGGCACCGACAUCAACAGGAAGACCAAAACAGAAUCUCUCAUCUACAAGGUGUGUGAGAGAGGCGGUCCUCUGGAUCUGGUGGAGCUCCUACUCAGCCGAGGCGUCCACGAGCAGCACCUCCGCAGGGCUCUGGCUGUGAGCGUGAAGCGUGGCGAAGGACCCACCGUCAUUCAGCUGCUGGGCCGUCUGGGUCUGGACCUCAACAACAGCGCCCUCUGCCUCGGGGGCUUCAGGCUGGGCCGCCUGGACGCCGCCUGGCUCAGCCCGCUGCUGGCUGACAGAGGCCGAACGCACAGUCUGCGUUACAACAACAGUAAAGGAAUGAGUCUGGCGAAGUACAUUGACUCUUUGCAGAAGUCCAAGAGUACCAGCGGUCCUUCAAGAUCUGUGACCGACCCCUGUCUGACCUCCGGCUACAUCUCUGACGAGAGCGACGACUCCAGCUUCAGCUUUGUCUCCGCAGAUGACAGCUUGUUUUUAAACGACGACAUGGAGAGUGACGGAAGUGAUUCACUGUCCGGAGUUCUGUCUCCAAAGGCUCAUAAUAAUUCGACAGAAGAGCUGAGAGGAGUGUCGUGCAAAAAGAAGCAGGGCCGCCGCAGACACGCCAGUGCAGAGAGCGGCCAAACGGAGAACGAACACAGUGAACAUGUGCACAGGAGAUAUGGAAGGACCGGCUCCAGCCAGAAAGUGUUUGGAUCAGGUGAGAGCUCUGCUGCUCUGCCUAAAGAGCGAGAGAGGAUCCGCCUGUUGGACCUGUCAGGUAACGAGUUGGACUCUCUGUCCUGUCUGAUGGACGACGGCAUCGUCCAGCAGCAGCUGGGUCAUCUCCUCCGUCUGGACCUGAGCCACAACAACCUGCUGGAGUUCCCCUCAGCUCUCUGUCAGAGUUUGAAGAGUCUGACCCGGCUGGACCUGCAGGGGAACCAGCUGCAGUCGCUGCCGGUGGAGCUGCUGUCUCUGCUCUCACUGAGCAUGUUGAACGUCUCUCGUAACUGUGUGGGUCCCAUCCUGACCUUUGACCCCGCUGUCACCUGCCCAUCACUGCGCCAGCUCAACCUGUCCUUUAACAAGAUCACCACGUUCCCUCAGGAGCUGGGCCGCGCCAUGGACCAGCUGGAGGAGCUGUUUUUGGAAGGGAACAGUAUAACGGAGCUGUGUGUGCCUCUGUGUCUGCCUGAGAUCAAACUGCUCGAUGUGAGUAAGAACAGUGUGGAGAAUAUUUCUCCAGACUUCCUGACCGGCUGCCUCAAACUGGAAACCUUCAGCGCCUCCAUGAACCAAAUCAGUUCUCUGUCACAUCUGCCCUCCAAGAUCACAACACUGAAACUAGCAAACAACAGCUUCACGUGUGUUCCUGAGGCCAUCCUGCAUGUCCCAAACCUGCGGUCAGUGGACAUGAGAACCAACAGCAUCACUGAUCUGCCCGGUCCGGGACUCUGGGAGUCCAGCAACCUCAGAGAGCUGAUGUUCAGUCAGAACUGUAUCAAAGUCCUGGACCUGAGUGGGCCCAUCUACAAAUGGACCAGACUGGAGAAACUCCACCUGAGUGACAACAAGCUCACUGAGAUCCCUCCACAGAUCGGCCUGUUGGAAGGCCUGACCUCUUUGGAUGUGAGUCGUAACGCCAACCUGCGGUCCUUCCCUGAUGAGAUGGGGAAACUGGGCCGACUGUGGGACCUGCCGCUGGACGGCCUUCGACUCCAGCUGGACCUCAAACUCAUUGGCAGCAAGACCAAAGACAUCGUCCGGUUCCUGCAGCAGCGUCUGAAGAAGGCGGUGCCGUACUACAGGAUGAAGCUCAUCGUGGUGGGGAACGCAGGCAGUGGGAAGACCACCCUGAUCCAGCAGCUGAUGAAGCUGAAGCGCUCCCAAGUAAACUCAAAGCAGAACGCUGUUGGUAUUGACGUCAGGGACUGGACCAUCAGAGAACGGGACAAGAAGAAGAUGGUGCUUAACGUCUGGGACUUCUCAGGUGGAGAAGAGUUCAGCGGCUCUCACCCUCACUUCCUGACGUCCAGAGCUCUGUACCUGGUGGUUUACAACCUGAGUAAAGGAGCCAGUCAGGUGGACGCCCUCAAACCCUGGCUCUUCAACAUCAAGGCCGUAGCUCCUCUGUCCCCUGUUAUCUUGGUGGGAACUCACACAGAUGUGAGCGACGAGCUGCAGCUUCAGGCCUGUCUGACCAAGACCAGAGAGGAGCUGCUGAACCACCAGGGCUUCCCCGCCAUCAGGGACUACCACAUGGUCUCCGUCUGCGAGGACUCGGACGCCAUGACCAAGCUGCGCAAAGCCAUCGCUAGAGAGGUCACCAGCUUUAAGAUCCAGGGCCAGCCUGUGAUGGGCCAGCUGAUUCCAGACAGCUACGUGGAGCUGGAGCGCCGCGUUCUGCAGGAGAGAACCAGGGUUCCUCCGGAGUUCCCCGUCCUCAGACACCAGGAGCUGCUGCAGCUCAUCCAGGAGAGUCAGCUGCAGCUGGAUGAGGCCGAGCUGCCCCACGCUGUUCACUUCCUCAGUGAAGCCGGAGUUUUACUGCACUUUGAUGAUCCUGCUCUGCAGCUCCAGGACCUCUACUUUAUCGACCCACAGUGGCUGUGCAACAUCAUCUCACAGAAGCUGACAUCAAAGAGCUGUGGCUUCUGGGAGCACCCUAAAGGACUCGUCCAGCGCUCAGUGGUGGAAAAGUUUCUGUCUGAGACUAAAUGUUUCCCCAAGAGUCACCUGACGCAGUUCUUCAAACUGCUGGAGAAGUUUCUGAUCGCUCUGCCCUUCAGCGAGGACCAGCUGCUGAUACCCAGCAGGUUUUAA
Molecule: messenger RNA, 5684 nt
Organism: Epinephelus moara (kelp grouper)
Lineage: Eukaryota; Metazoa; Chordata; Actinopteri; Perciformes; Serranidae
Gene: lrrk2
Product: leucine-rich repeat kinase 2
Exons: 35
Coding region: 675-5684 (1669 amino acids)
Molecular function (GO): protein binding; GTP binding
Source: RefSeq, a predicted model, not a curated record